Messenger RNA from Solea senegalensis (Senegalese sole), 1796 nucleotides. It is a transcript of the gene dio2, whose product is annotated as iodothyronine deiodinase 2. NCBI's taxonomy places the organism in Eukaryota, Metazoa, Chordata, Actinopteri, Pleuronectiformes, Soleidae. The record is from RefSeq and is a predicted model, not a curated record. The transcript has 2 exons. Gene Ontology annotation, molecular function: thyroxine 5'-deiodinase activity.
CUCACUCAAACACACACACACACACCUGACCUCCCUGUCUGUCUAUGUGUGUCUGCAACAGUCCACGGAACAUGACUGAGAGAGAAGCAGCGGAGUUGUGCGUAAUGAAGCUCCACGACAGUCUGACAUAAACGCGGAAAAGACCAAAGAAAGAAAAUGGGAACGGCGAGUGAGGACGUGCUCGUGACGCUGCAGAUUCUCCCUGGUUUCUUUUCCAACUGUCUCUUCUUCAUGCUCUAUGACUCUGUGGUGCUGCUGAAGCGCGUCGUGGCGCUGCUCAGCAGCUCCAGGUCCGGAGGUUCCGCUGAGUGGCGCCGCAUGUUCACCUCCGCGGGUCUGCGCUCCAUCUGGAACAGUUUCCUGCUGGACGCGCACAAGCAGGUCAAACUUGGCCAUGAAGCACCAAACUCUAAGGUGGUGGUGGUGCCUGGUGGCCCCCGCAGUAACGCCACCACUCUGCCAAACGCUGCCAGGACCCGGAAUGGGGACGAAUGCCAUCUUCUGGAUUUUGAGUCAUUAGACCGCCCUCUGGUGGUCAACUUUGGCUCAGCCACCUGACCCCCCUUCAUCAGUCACCUGCCAGCUUUCCGGCAGCUGGUGGAGGACUUCAGUGACGUGGCAGACUUCCUGCUGGUGUACAUUGACGAGGCUCACCCGUCUGACGGCUGGGUGGCUCCUCCCAUGGGCUCGUCCUCUUUCAAUGUACGUAAGCACCAGAACCUGGAGGAGAGGCUGGGAGCAGCGCGGAAGCUCACGGAGCAUUUCUCGCUGCCGCCACAGUGCCGGCUGGUGGCGGACUGCAUGGACAACAACGCUAACGUGGCGUACGGCGUGGCCAAUGAACGGGUGUGCAUAGUGCAGCACAAAAAGAUUGCUUACCUGGGGGGGAAAGGCCCUUUCUUCUACAGUCUGAAGGACGUGCGGCAGUGGCUGGAGCAGAGCUACGGUAAACGGUAGGAGAAGAGGACGACUGUGAACUCAGGCCAAAACUGCCCCCACUCUGAGACCAGCACUUAAAAAACAAAGACACAGAUCACGUCUCUGCUUCACCUGGAUUUAUGCCGGCUACUAACCAAAUAACUUAGGAAGAGCUCAAACGUUCCUAUUUUUAUGAACCUGCUUCUUAAGGUUUUUUAAUGUCACCUUCGUAUUCACUAUUUCAACAUCUUCAAUUCAAUCAUUCUUUUCCUUUCUGGGAAAAAAUUCAUUGAUACAAAAUCGUUUGAUAACUAUUUUUUUAUAGUGCCCAUAAAAAGUAUUUUCCUGUGUACAGCACUGAACCAGAGUCCAUCAAAUGUGGCUUUGAUGGACAAUGACAACGACGACGACGACGACAACAACAACAACAACAAGAGCCUUUUACAUGCAUGGAGUCACUAGUGGCAGCUGGAGAUCACUAGUGACAGAAAACUCCAGCCACUCACUUCCUUCCGGCUGGAGGUUUGGCUUCUGACACGAAACAUGUUUCCUGUGUAGCUUUGACGAUGCUCGGCUAUAAUGUCCAUGGGACCAAAUGAAUCCGACAAUUCCACGUGACAAUUAUUCUGACUAAACAGCAAUUCACACGCACUUAUAUCACUUUACCUUAUAUUUGGGUGAGAAACAGAGAGGAUACUGUAUAUCCAUUCAUCCAUCGUCCACAUGAGGGUCAGGGGCUGCUGGUGCCAAUCCCAGCUGACACAGAGUGAAAGGCAAUGGACAAGCAUUCACUCUCAAACUACAGGCAAUGUAGAAAAGAUCUGUCCAACAAAUGUUUUUCUUCUGUGCACAGGCUGCUUGUUUUAUUUCCUACCUUC